AUGAAUGAUAUACUUGGUCAGCAAAAUGCAUCUUGUGGUGUGGGAGUUGCUGAUGAGAGCAAGAACACAUUCAUGGAGCUCAAGAGGAAGAAGGGCUAUCGUUACGUGAUUUUCAAGAUCGAGGAGAAGAAAAAGGAGGUUGUCGUUGACAAGACCGGCGGCCCUGCUCAAGACUACCAAGAUUUUGCAGAGUCCUUGCCUCAGAAGGACUGUCGAUAUGCGGUGUAUGAUUUCGAUUUUGUCACUACAGACAAGUGUCGAAAGAGCAAAAUAUUGUUCAUUGUGAGAGAUAUAGUUGUACUAUAUCUUAUUCAGAAUCAGUAUCAGUAUCAAACAUGA
Messenger RNA from Salvia splendens (bonfire salvia), 339 nucleotides. RefSeq names its product actin-depolymerizing factor. The record is from RefSeq and is a predicted model, not a curated record. Gene Ontology annotation, biological process: actin filament depolymerization. The coding region runs from base 1 to 339 and encodes 112 amino acids. Lineage: Eukaryota; Viridiplantae; Streptophyta; Magnoliopsida; Lamiales; Lamiaceae. Gene Ontology annotation, cellular component: actin cytoskeleton. Gene Ontology annotation, molecular function: actin binding. The transcript has a single exon.